Saccostrea cuccullata (small rock oyster) is the source of this 744-nucleotide messenger RNA. RefSeq names its product ninjurin-1-like. Gene Ontology annotation, cellular component: membrane. NCBI's taxonomy places the organism in Eukaryota, Metazoa, Mollusca, Bivalvia, Ostreida, Ostreidae. The transcript is spliced from 3 exons. Gene Ontology annotation, biological process: cell adhesion; tissue regeneration. The record is from RefSeq and is a predicted model, not a curated record. The coding region runs from base 100 to 672 and encodes 190 amino acids.
UCAUAUUUGAUAUAAAUUCCAGAUAUUGAAGCAUAUACAUGUAUUUAGCAUAUUGUAUAACAGAAUGUUCAGUAACAAAAGCAAAUUAAACGAGCUGUAAUGAUAGAUACAAGGCCAGAAGAAAGUGACGCUUUCUCAAUAAACAGUGAUAACAACUGUUCAAAUAUGUCAGUAGACAAGAACGACAAAUUAGAUUUCAGAAAUCCAACGUUAGUAGAAGAUGUUAAGGACGGAAAACAGAAGAAGUCACCUUCUAGAAAUCUAUUCUCAGAGAGACGGACAUUUGUUCAGAAUCUGUGUGAUGUAUCGGUGUUGGCUGCCAAUGCCUCCCAGCUACGUGCCGUUAUAGAAGGGGGCUCACAAAACACUUACUACUGGCCCUUAAUCAUCAUGAUUUGUCUGUCCAUCCUGUCACACAUCGUCUUUGGUUUUUUACUGAUUCAAAGAUGGAGAAAGGAAAGGGAGGCGGAGCUGGAACAUAAAAAGAAAUCGGAUUUGGAAGGAAAAUCAAAUUCUGACACAAAUGUCCAAGCUGUUACAGCAAAAGGUAUUAUUUGUCCCUGUUCGCCAUGCCAGAGUGUAGAAAGGUGCGACGAGAUCAGCAUGAAUAUCAUGUUUCUGAUCGUCGUAUUAAAUGUUGCGGUGGCUGGACUUGGAUUAACACCAUCUUAAUUAAAGCUACAAGUACAGAUAUGUUACUGAGAUAUUAUAUUCGUUUUAUUGAAUAAAAAUGAGAGCAUCUGG